Colletotrichum godetiae is the source of this 1202-nucleotide messenger RNA. RefSeq lists its product as uncharacterized. Bases 141 to 815 code for a protein of 224 amino acids. The transcript is spliced from 2 exons. Lineage: Eukaryota; Fungi; Ascomycota; Sordariomycetes; Glomerellales; Glomerellaceae. The record is from RefSeq and is a predicted model, not a curated record.
UUAGUUACUUAAACUCCUGCAGCAGGACAUCUACCCCUAAUUCAAAUGCACGGAGAUAUCGGACGACGUAGCAGUGCAGCCUCUUCUUCUCAAACCCUCAUCGCCAACACCGUCAAUGUCGAGGUACCAACCGCUCUCCGAUGCGGGGUCCUUUCACGUUGGCCGCCCACGGGCGAAGCAACAACGGCAACGCAGGUGCGGGAGAGAGAACCACACACACCAACACAUUUACUACGCAUACACGCGCACAUCCUGCCAUCGCUCUGUGCCUCAGCGGCCCGUUUGCUAUUUCUGUCUGUUCCUUGUUUCCCUUUCACCCCCGCGUGCCGUGUAUCGAAGCUCUUCCCGCUAUCUUUAUCCAAAAGCAGAGGCGCGGCCGCGGCCGGAACUGCAACGUUGUGGAGGGGAGGGGCAACCAAAUCCCGGUCGCCAAGUCGCGAACGAUCAAAGUGCAGCACAAGCGAGGGCGAGAAACGUGCAGAAGGACACCUCAUCUGCCACGAGGAAGAGUGCGAGGCUUGGGGAAGGGGCUGCACACCGAGCCUGGCUCAAGACUUUCAGAGCGUACAACGGCGCAACAGCAAAGACGGCUUGUUUGGCAGCUUCCCAUCCCAUUUUGGAGCCCAGGUGUGCGCCCCUUUGCCCCUCCUGGGCCUCUUGAGGCGGCCUUGGGCGGCCGUCUUUGGCGGCCAUAUUCAUGCAUCUCGUUUGCCCAUGUAAGAGUACUUCAAAUGGGGAAAGGCAAACACCGUGACGCACCGCCAGCUAUUUCGGAGGACAUCUCUUGUGAAUCCUCCGGCCGUAUCUCCCUGUAGUCUUUUUCGCCAGCUGAGGUGUCGGUUUGCGUGAUAGAACUCUUCGCGGAACCUCCCAGUGCCGGCUGGCAAAUGAUGGCUCAAGUUUGUUGCUGUAAUUAUGCAGAUGACGGGCUUUGCAGCAUGGCCCAUGGUCCCAUCCUGAGAUGCUCAUUUCUUAUAGGAUUCUCUCUCGGCCGGUCAGGGAGAUGUUUGGCGAACGAAAAACUGCUGCACGCACCAUGCAGCAUGAAGCAUGCACCAGCAACACCGUUGAUUUUCCUGCUUUUCUUGCUUUUUUUUCUUCCUUCGACCUUUGAGUCUUUCUGGCCUCCUUGAAUAUUUUUCUUCGUCUUCUUCAGCGAGCUGGCGGUGUUACACUUUAACCGGGCGCCAAGUGGCAGCCAG